Messenger RNA from Melopsittacus undulatus (budgerigar), 1723 nucleotides. It is a transcript of the gene FUS, whose product is annotated as FUS RNA binding protein. NCBI's taxonomy places the organism in Eukaryota, Metazoa, Chordata, Aves, Psittaciformes, Psittaculidae. Gene Ontology annotation, cellular component: nucleus. The record is from RefSeq and is a predicted model, not a curated record. Gene Ontology annotation, biological process: regulation of DNA-templated transcription. Gene Ontology annotation, molecular function: RNA binding; transcription coregulator activity.
GGCCGGGGGCUCAGUGCGGGCGCCACGUGGAGGGGGAGCGGAGCCGCUAUGGCGUCCAACGAUUACAGCCAGACAGCGACCCAAAGCUAUGGGGCCUACCCCACACCACCAGGCCAGGGCUACUCCCAGCAGGGCAGCCAGGCCUAUGGGCAGCAGAGCUACAGUGGAUACAGCCAAGCUCCAGACCCAGCCUAUGGGCAGAACAGCUACAGCUCAUCCUAUGGGCAGAGCCAGAGCAGUUACAGCACCCAGUCCACCCCUCCAGCCUACGGUGGCUACGGCAGCAGCGGCAGCAGUGGGCAGGGAUCCCAGAGCUCCUAUGGGCAGGCAGCGUACCCAGGCUAUUCACAGCCACCCAGCGCCGGGUCCUCCUCUGGAAGCUACAGCAGCAGCUCCCAGAGCUCCAGCUAUGGCCAACCCCCCAGCAGCGGCUACAGCCACCAGGGCAGCUACAGUGGGCAACAGCCGUCCUACAGCCAACAGUCAGCCUACAACCCCCCCCCCAGCUACAGCCAGCAGAGCCAGUACAACAGCAGCGCCAACAGCGGCUCCAGCUACAGCCAGGACCAAGCGGCUCUGAGCGGGGGGGGGUACCAGGAGCCAGGCUCCUAUGGGGCCCAGCCCGAGCGCAGCCGCGGCCGGGGCAGCUACAACCGCGGCUACGACAGGGGGGGACGCGGUAACCGCGGCAACCGCGGCACCGGCACCAUGGGCGGUGGUGAGCGUGGUGCCUUCCAUAAGUUCGGGGGACCCCGGGACCAAGGGCCAAGGCAUGAUGCAGGUGACCAGGAUAACUCGGACAACAACACCAUCUUCGUGCAGGGCCUGGGUGAGAAUGUCACCAUUGAGUCUGUGGCCGACUACUUCAAGCAGAUUGGCAUCAUUAAGACCAACAAGAAGACAGGCCAGCCCAUGAUCAACCUGUACACUGACCGUGAGACCGGCAAGCUCAAGGGGGAGGCCACAGUCUCCUUCGAUGACCCCCCCUCUGCCAAGGCCGCCAUUGAUUGGUUCGACGGUAAAGAGUUCUCCGGGAAUCCCAUCAAAGUCUCCUUUGCCACCCGAAGAGCUGACUUCAACCGAGGGGGGGGCGGCCGGGGGGGGCGCGGACGGGGAGGCCCCAUGGGCCGCGGUGGCUUCGGCGGCUCCGGCUCUGGCUCCAGGGGGGGGUUCCCCAGCGGAGGGGGGGGGCAGCAGCGAGCGGGGGACUGGAAGUGCCCUAACCCGGCCUGCGAGAACAUGAACUUCUCCUGGCGCAACGAGUGCAACCAAUGCAAAGCCCCCAAACCCGAGGGUCCCGGUGCCCCCCAUAUGGGCAAGUACCCCGGGGGGGGCAACCGCGGGGGGGGCAACCACAUGGGAGGCGGCGGCUUCGGAGAGGAGCGGAGAGGAGGCCGAGGGGGCUUCGAGAGGGGGGGGGGGUACAGGGGGGGAGGGGGGAGGGGGGGGGACAGGGGGGGGGGGUUCCGAGGAGGAAGAGGAGGAGGAGGAGGAGGAGAGCGAGGAGGGUUCGGGCCUGGCAAGAUGGACUCCAGGGGCGACCACCGGCAGGACCGCCGCGAGAGGCCCUAUUGAGCCCCAUAGAUCCUGCCCCAUAUAGCCCCUAUAGCCCCUAUACCCCCCCCAUGUUUUGUAUUGGACCUUCCCCCCCCCCUCCCUUUUUAACCCCCCCCAUCCCCAUUAAAGCCGUCACCGGGAGGGGGGGAACCCACCUGAUUGGUCA